GGAUUGGAAGGUUGGCGCGCUCCUUGAGUAGUGACGUGUUUCGCUCGUCUCUCAGCUUUUGGAUUUUUCCACAAUGAAAAACUCCCACUUGCAAUACUCAAUCUAAAAACAUCGAACGUUUGCAGCACUUCUGUCCGUCCACGCACCUCACCCCUGCGCAUUCGUCAGCUCACUCCUCAACAGUUGAAAAUUGGCAUUAUUAUUCCUUUGAACCAACCGGUCUACCUCCUGUCAGUGGUUCUUGGGCGUUUCAACUGCCAAACUGCCUUAGCUCUCGGUUCUCCUCGGAGGUCAUUCCCCAGGAAAUAUCUUUCCUGGUUAUACAUACGCAUCUGGAGCUUACGGUUAAACUCGUUGGUCAAGAGCAGAGGAUCAAGUGACAAGUGUCUGAAGGUACCUACACAGACAGGAGUCAUGGCAGUUCUCUAAACUUCCCAGCAACCCGUAGCUCCCUAAUCACUCUACAAAUUACAACCUACUAACCCACAAAACAUCCACCUCACCGAAGCUAAAAGCAAGAAAGCAGAGGGGAUUUCCUCGUCCACUGCAGGAGUAAACCGAACAACUGGAACCAAGCCCUAAGAACUAGACGCGAGAGAUCAAAAACUACCAGUUUUCUACGCUCGCACUAUCAAUAUUGGAUAAUAUUGGAUAUUGGAUUUGGUUGAGGAAAAGAGGAAGUAGAAGGUUUUACAGUGAUUCAUAUCAAACCAGCGUAAUGGACACGCGUUGUUAGGCUAAUAUAAGAAAUUUUUCUGUUUUCCUAGCAUUAGAAUGACAUAUCUCCUCUACAACAACUCAUCAGCAGACUAUACAAAAAGCUAUUGCUAAUCAAAUGUUGCUUUGAAGCCAACUGUAUAAAUGCUUGUCAAUGAGUCACAAAGGUUAUUAGAUGAAGUAAUCACGAAGCUUAGUUGGACAAAUGAGUUUAUUUCAAAUGCAUCCAAGUAUGAACGAUGCUCUUAUGCCGAAAAUCACUGGAUUCCCACGAAAUCAAUCCACAAACAUAAUAACUACUGUUCACUGCGUCAACAAGGCUAUCUUAAAGACGAAAUAAAUUCAAUGGUUCCGAGUGCUGAUGUCUGUGUUUCCGAGUAUCCUCAGCCUACAUCCGACUGGACUAAUGAUCCAUCUUGGAUUAUGAACAUGGAAGCAUUUUUCACUGAUAAAUCCCAUCGAUCAUCGAAUACUGCAUCACAAGAUGCAUCGAAGUUGGAAGUUUUGUCUAUGAUGCGAGACGCUAAACGACGUCGUCAAAGUUACCGAGGAAUACACACGGCAAGAAAAUCAUACACAGAGGUUCUACGUGAAAUUAUAGCACAACAAACUGAAAUAUUGUCAUCUACCCAAGAAUCGAUGAAAAGAUCUUCGGAUAAAAGGUCCAGUAGUGUGGAGUCAUUUCGAAUCGAACAAGAAGCUGUCAAAAGAAAAUCUGACUCUUACAAAUGCAACUUGACAAAUUACUCCCAGUUGAACAAUCCUCCUGGAGACAGUCGUCAUGGCAAUGAAAGAUAUUCCAGACCCACUUCCAAACACAAAUACGACUCACCGAAGCGAGAUAUAAAGCGAUCAGUUUCUAAACGGCAUACUUCCAGUUCAUACCAUCAUAGCUGUAAUGAUGAUGAUGAUGUUGAUAUUGUUGGCAGUGUUGAUUUAUCGAAACAUGAAAGACCGAAAAAGCAUAAAAAACAUUCUAAACAGAAGCAUAAACAUAAACACAAACAUAGAAGUAAAUAGUUAAGCUUGUUCUUCAUCUGU
This is a messenger RNA of Heterobilharzia americana, 1758 nucleotides long. The record is from the annotation of a GenBank genome assembly. NCBI's taxonomy places the organism in Eukaryota, Metazoa, Platyhelminthes, Trematoda, Strigeidida, Schistosomatidae.